AUGAAGCCGGAAACGAUUCACCACGUUUUGAGCACCGGAAAUUCUGCCCGAGCCCUUGGCACAAUCAAUUGUGAGGCAUUAAGCAAUGAGAAUGAGCAAUCGUACCCAGAGCCGAACCGGUCAGCAAAUCCGUUUGACGGUGGUUUCUUCGAUGUCUCCAAUAAGAAUGAAUCAGGAAAGGACAAACUGAUCCGGAUGGUUGAUGGUCAGGAUGAUCCAGAACCUCAGGCAGCGGGAGGCCUAGCUCUACAGGCCUGGCGAGCGCUGGAGUCGGUAUAG
Penicillium soppii is the source of this 279-nucleotide messenger RNA. RefSeq lists its product as uncharacterized. NCBI's taxonomy places the organism in Eukaryota, Fungi, Ascomycota, Eurotiomycetes, Eurotiales, Aspergillaceae. The transcript is spliced from 2 exons. Bases 1 to 279 code for a protein of 92 amino acids. The record is from RefSeq and is a predicted model, not a curated record.